AUGUCGGCAUCGUCUUCUCCAGUGUUGUUCGGGUUCUAUGUCAAUUUGUAUUUAUGUGGACACGUGACAUUACUCCAAAUCACACAACGGAGGCAGGCAGAGCCUCCCUUACGAAACGCCUCUUCAACGGCUGUUCGCAAUAUGACAUCCACAGACAAUGCACUGGGAGAGCGAGUUCUCCCCCUGGAAUCCGCUCCUCAUCACCUCGCAAGUGAUAUUUACGUUAUUGCUUUCUUUUUUACUGAGGCGAGGGCAUUUCUUUCGCAGCAUAGCCUCGUGCUCGAAUACCUCAGCCACAAGUGCUACUCAAAGACAGCUCAGGCGUUCGCCCAAGAUACCGCCGUUAAGCACAUCGAUGCUGAUGGGGACGAAAUCAUGCACUCUGCACACACAAGUAUCGAGGCCGACACCAAGGAUGUGCGCUUGGAGCAGUCAUUAAAGAGCAUUCAAAUGCGCGAAGAGGUUCGCAACAAGAUACUUUCAGGUCAGGUAGAAGAAGCAAUACAUCUCAUCGAGCAACAUUUCCCCUCUGUAUUGGACACCAGCAACAGCACGGACACGUCGCUUUACCAAGCCAGAACAGUCUCUGGAAAAGUCGAGUAUGUCGCCACCACAUCCGUGAACCCAGCACACAUUACUCUCAAUCUUCGCAUUCUUGCGUUUAUUGAAGCUUGUCGCACUGUUCCCCUCGUGUAUCCACCAUCGCCAUCUUCGACGUCAGACGCGGUUUUGCCUCCCCUCUCUUCCAAUCCCCAGGAUUAUCUCUUCUCAUCCACAGAUGAUGUCGACUCGCCCCAUCAAGAAGCUCUGCUUAAGCGUGGCCAGAAGCUCUACGCGUACGCUCACAUGCUUCCUAAUCCUGAUGACAGAGCAGAAUACAUGGAGGAACUUGGGCAUGUCGGGAGUCUGCUGAUCUACAAGGUGCCAGAGAGAAGCCCAGAGGCGAGAUAUCUUUCGCAAGAACGCCGAGAAGCCACUGCAGACCAAGUUAACGCUGCAAUUCUCCAUAGUUGCGGUUCCCCGCCUGUCUCGCGCCUUGAGCUGUAUACUAGAUAUACAAUGGCUCUAACUGAUAAGUUAUAUGAAAAUCGGGUCAAGGUACCUUCAUCUAGCCGACCCCCAUGGCUACGCCUCAUCCUGCCCGAUGUCGAGGAAUCAAAGGCCAAGCAAGAGACUACGGUAGUACCUUCUCUUGAUCUCAAAACAUUUCUUGACGUCAAAACAUGA
This is a messenger RNA of Pleurotus ostreatus (oyster mushroom), 1227 nucleotides long. RefSeq lists its product as uncharacterized. NCBI's taxonomy places the organism in Eukaryota, Fungi, Basidiomycota, Agaricomycetes, Agaricales, Pleurotaceae. Bases 1 to 1227 code for a protein of 408 amino acids. The record is from RefSeq and is a predicted model, not a curated record. Gene Ontology annotation, biological process: cytoskeleton organization; cell surface receptor signaling pathway. The transcript is spliced from 4 exons. Gene Ontology annotation, molecular function: protein binding. Gene Ontology annotation, cellular component: cytoplasm.